Aedes albopictus (Asian tiger mosquito) is the source of this 4879-nucleotide messenger RNA. RefSeq lists its product as uncharacterized. Gene Ontology annotation, molecular function: aspartic-type endopeptidase activity. The transcript is spliced from 2 exons. The coding region runs from base 281 to 1396 and encodes 371 amino acids. Gene Ontology annotation, biological process: proteolysis. NCBI's taxonomy places the organism in Eukaryota, Metazoa, Arthropoda, Insecta, Diptera, Culicidae. The record is from RefSeq and is a predicted model, not a curated record.
AAAAGAUUGACGUGGAGGAAAAUUUUCACUGUUUGUUACCAUAGUAACCUAAUAGAAAGAAAUCACCAGAGCCUUCAAUUCAGCUGAAUGACCAAUCAAUUGGAAAAACAGUUAAAUUGAGAGAAACUAAAUCGAGGAAAAAUGAUUUCAUUUCUAGCUGAACUUCAAUAUUUCUCCAUUUGUUGAGGCCGGUGAUGGAUCCGUGAGCUCUCGAUGGGAAGAGUGGAAGGAGCAAUUUGUGGCAUAUCUUUUGCUAAAAGAAGUUGAUAACCACAAUGAGAUGUACAAGGCUCUCAUGUGCUUCGGAGGUGCAGAUGUACGGAAAAUCGCGAAAACGGUUUCAGUGAAAGAUGACAACGUGAUGGAUAACCCAUACCGGGCAGCGAUUGAUGCUCUCGAUAAUUAUUAUUCACCCCGCAUGUCGCUACGGUAUGAGCGAUUUAAAUUUCGGCAGCUGCAAUUCAAUCCAAAAGAGAAGCUCGACCAGUUCCUAAUUCGGUUGCGGACGCAAGCGGAACUUUGCAACUUUGGAGAGCAAACGGAGAAUAUGAUCAUGGAUCAAAUUGUGUGUGCUACGCAGCACGAUGACAAGCUCAGGGCGAAGUACCUUGAAGCUGAUACUUCUCUUGACGAUAUGCUAAAGAUUGGUCGAACAUACGAAUCAGUCAACAAACAGGUGCAAGAAUUCCGAAACACAUCCAGCGAACCUUCAGAACUUAACAUCAUGAAUCGUGCGUCCAGUGUAUCAACCAAAUCCUCGAGUCAGAACUGCUCAAGAUGUCUCCGAAACCACCACUCAACCGAUCCGUCCUGUCCUGCGAAAACAUCGAGGUGCAACAAGUGCAACAGAAUUGGACAUUUCGCACGCUGUUGUAAAGGAACUUGGAAAAGCCGUGUUACCAAAGUGAAGACCGUCAACAACGAUAGAGGCCUGGAGUUGGAGAGGAAGCCAAAGUUCAUACGGGAGAUCGACGAUGUCACGAAGGAUGUAGAAAUUCGCGAAUUGUUCCACUUGGAGGGUAAACGUACUGUAGCUGCUGUUGUUGGUGGCGUUAAUCUCCGUUUCAUCGUCGAUACCGGAGCAGAUGAAGAUGUUCUGGGUAUUCAGGAUUGGAAUACAUUGAAACGAACGGGAUUCAAGGCUUUCGCUAUCAAGAAGGGCAGCGAUAAAAUCUUCCGAGCAUACGGCACAAGGACUCCGUUGGUCGUACUUGGUGAAGUUGAAGCAGAAGUGGAAAUCGGUGGAACAUCGUGUAUUACAACCUUCUUCGUCAUCCAAGAUGGAAGAUGUUCACUACUAUCCGGGAAAACAGCAGAGAAAUUAGGAGUAGUGAAAUUUCUCCGAGCAGUCACGCCUGCCAUGUCCUGCAUCAAAGGUGAGGUUGACAAUGUUUAACUUUUCAUUUUAAUGUUUGUACAACAAUAACACUGAAUUACAUUACCUUAACAUUAUACUCAGAUGUAUGUGCUACUAAAAAAAUAGACAAAUCAAUUCCGCCAGUCAGACAAGCUUAUCGACGAAUUCCUAUUCCACUUGAAGAGCUCACUCUUCUAAAAUUUAAAGAAUUAGAAGAACAUGAUAUUAUCGAAAGAGUUCACGAGGCAUCAGAAUGGGUAUCACCCAUGCUUGUCAAGCGUAAAAGUGCAACGGAGGUCAGAAUUAUCGUAGAUUUGCGAGAAGCCAACAAGGCCAUCGUUAGAGAGGUGCAUCCUUUGCCCACCUUUGAACAAAUGAUUUGCCGUUUAAGAGGAAGUCGUGUAUUUUCAAAGUUUGACAUCAAACAAGCUUUUCAUCAACUAAUGCUUCACGAAGAUUGUCGGUAUAUAACAACCUUCAUAUCACCUCUUGGGCUGAUGCGUUACAAGCGGCUGAUGUUUGGAUUAUCUGCUGCCCCUGAAAUUUUUCAAAAAUGCAUAGAAUCUAUUUUGGCUGACUUUCCUUGGAUAAUAGUAUUCAUUGAUGAUUAUGAUUCACGCUCCAAAUGAAGAAAUUCUUAAGGUACUAUUUUUUACAGUAGAAAUAAAAUCCUGCAUACUAUUAACAUCAUUAUUUUUAGCACCGAACCAAACUUGUCAAAGAACGUCUAAUGGAGCGUAAUAUCAUUCUGAAUGAUGCGAAAACUGUAGAGUGCACUAGAUCAUUAGAAUUUCUUGGAUUCAAUUUAUCAGCACAAGGAGUAUAAGUCUCAGCUGAAAAAGUGGCUGCCAUAACUAAAUUCCGUGAACCUAGAACAUCUGAGGAAGUGCGCAGUUUUCUAGGUCUAGUCACAUUCGUUAAUCAGCACAUUCCACAUUUAUCAACUAUUGCAAGUCCUUUGAACGCAUUAAUAAGGAAAGGGAUAAACUUUGAAUGGACAAAUAUCCAUCAGGAAGCUUUUGACAAGUUGAAAACAUGUUUGCAGAAAAAUGAAACGUUAUCCUUUUUCGAUCCCGACUUAGAAACUUACGUGGUAGCAGACGCUAGUCCUGUUGGGCUAGGCGCGGUAUUAUAUCAGAAAAGUCAAGAAGGAGUUGUCAACAUAAUCGCUUACGCAUCCAAAACACUAUCUGAAGUUGAACGUCGGUAUGCACAAACAGAACGCGAAGCUCUAGCGCUUGUCUGGGCACCUGAGAAAUUCCAUUUUUAUCUUUAUGGAAAAUUCUUUUGGCUAAUCACCGACCAUAAGCCACUUGUGACAAUAUUUGGUGAUAGAAUCAAGCCAUGCGCAAGGAUAGAACGGUGGAAAUUAAGGCUUAUGUCAUACGAUUAUCAAGUAAUUUAUCAGCCUGGCAAAUCUAACAUAGCUGAUCCAUUAUCGAGGCUCUGUCAGGAAGGAACUAUUUGCACUGAUAGUUAUGAUGAGGAAAGCGAAAGAAUUAUCAGGUUGUUGUCCAAUGAUGUAAAACCAACAGCUAUUACACUACAGGAAAUAAUUGAGGCGACUAAAAAUGACAUGGAACUAACAGAACUGAUGAAAUGGAUAUCAUACCCAACCAAGAGAUGGCCUAAGACAUUGAAUCGAUACAAGCUGAUAGUAAAUGAUCUUUCAUCAGAUGGUGAAUUGGUUUUGAAAAACAGAAAAAUUAUAAUUCCACGGAGUUUGCAAGCAAGAAUUUUACAACUCGCUCAUGAACCACAUUUGGGAAUCGAAGCAAUGAAAAAGCGACUCAGGGAAAAAGUAUGGUGGGUCAGAGUCGAUACCAUGGUAGAAGAAUAUGUUAAAUCAUGCAAUGGAUGCUUACUAGUCUCUGAACCCAUUACUCAACCCAUGACAAGGAUGCCUUUGCCCAGUGGACUUUGGAAGAAACUGGCGAUAGAUUUUACCGAUGUUGCAAAUGGAGUUCAUUUACUAGUCGUAGUUGAUUAUUUUUCAAGAUAUCCAGAAGUUGAAACUAUGACGACCACAACUGCUAAGAAUACUAUUUACAAAUUACGGAUAAUUUUUGCACGAUUUGGAUUUCCCGAAGAGUUGGUUUGUGAUAAUGGACCUCCAUUUACUUCGGAUGAGUUUGUUACAUUCUGUAAUAACAGUGGAAUAACUAUCAAGCAUUCCAUUCCUUAUGCACCAUUCCAAAAUGGUCUUGUUGAGCGAUACAACAGGACACUACUUAAAACCAUAAAAAUAAGCACGGCUAUGGGUCGUGAUUGGAAGUCUGAUUUGCAGGUGCUAUUGUAGUUAGAAAGGGUUUAAAAUGCAAACCAUUAGUACAACAUUUACUUUCAGGAUUUCCUUUUGGCAUACCGUAACACUCCUCAUUCAACUACAAAUGAAACUCCAGCAAAGCUUCUUUUUGGACGGAAUUUGAAAGAUAAACUACCGGAAAUAACGAAGCCCGAGUGCAAUGAGGGAAGUAAUCCAGUAAGAGAACUAGAUUUUUCCAGAAAGAAGAAGGGAAAGAUGUAUGUGGAUCAGAAGCGUAGAGCAAGAUUUUCGGAUAUCGAUGUCGGAGAUCAUGUUGUUGUGAAAAACUUCAUCAAGCGUAACAAACUUACAACGACCUUCAAUCCACAGCCCCAUGUUGUGCUUAAGAGAGAAGGAACACGUCUUACUUUAGAAAAUUUAUCUACCGGUGUCAAGUCAGAUAGACACGUUAAUCAUACUAAACAAAUCAUUUGCAGCAGCCCCUUCAAUCAGCCUUCCAACUUUACUGCUCCUAUUGACGAUAUUCUACCUCCGGAGAAGGAUACCAACGGAGGUUCGAAUCAAAUAGAAGAACACCAUGACGAGCCAAAUUGUUCAACGGAAUCCCGCAGCAAUAGAAAAAGUCGAAGACCUGAAUUUUUGAAAGAUUAUGUUCUGUAUAAUUUCAAACGCUGUAAUAAUUAAAACUACGAUAAUUUAUUUAUUUUAUUGUUAAAACAAAGGAGAGAUGUAGUAGGCGGUAGAAACAUACUUAUAAUCGUAGGAACCUUGAUUGUAUAAUAAAGACACUUUGAUACAAACCAUCAACCAGAACGGAAGUGUUUCAGUAAGAAUGCCUGAGAGCAACUUUGUCAAGUUUGUGUUUAUCGCAGAUCCGGUUGGCACAAGGCACGGACAUGGAAAGCGGUACUAAAACCGUGAUGCAACCAGCUGUUCACUGUAGUACCGUUUCCACCUUUCAAUCACUUUUUCUUCAUUCGUUAACGAUCCUCUUUCGUGAAUGUAGUUCUCCACGCUUUUAGUGAAUCCUUCCGCAUCAACAGUGAACAAUAGAGAGACGGAAAGCUGGACUUGUUCGGAUACAGAAAAACUGGCAUGGCUAAUUUAUCAAUUUUUCUUGCAUAAUACAAGCGUUUAUUUCUGAGAUGUUAUGCACUACCUAAAUUAUUACCCUUUUCAGCUUCGCGGUCCCUGUUUCUCUGCCAGAGAUUCGGGACGGAAGUCUUCAGCGUAACAUUAUCAGAUCAAUCGUAUGU